UUCUGGAAGCAGUAUCAGAAUUAGCAGGUUCAAGUUUGGCAUUUGUGAAAGUCAUGUGUGAUUUUUUAUUUUAGUGGAAGUGUUCAAAUUGAAUAAAAUUCAUUUAUUUGUGUUGUGAAAAUUUGCUUAGAAAUUAGUGAAACUGAGAAAUGGCUUUUCCCCGUUCAACAUUUAGUGGGUACCCAUUUGAUGAUGACAUCAUAGAAGACGAUCCAUUUGGUGGAACAGGUUUUCGUUCAACACUAGAUUCAUUGGCAGCUCGACAUCCCGAACUCGCCGACCACUUUCAAAGUCGCAUUCGACCUGGUGCUCAAAACUCUUGGGGCCCGCAUCGGAAAAGGAGGGGAUCUGGAACAUUAGGGGGAAGCCACCCCAGUGGAUCUACUGAAAAACCUGCUCAAUCACAUCACUAUCAAGGAUUUCCAUUUGAUGAUUUUCCAAGUGAAUUCAGACAGCAUAUACCAGAAGAUUUCGGUUAUUUUAGUGGACCAACUGCGCCUGAAAAAUUUUUUCUUCAAACCCCUCAAGACAUACCUGUCAAAGUGGAUGUGGUACGAGGUUCUGCAGAGCAACAAUUAGAACAACCUGAUAAAAAGGAUUUUUCUACACAGACCGACGAGUCACUAUUUGAUCAAACUAAAACUGAUCAUCCUAGUAGUUCUGAAGCCAAACCACUUAGUCAAUACGGGUUGCGCAAUACUGUGGACUUGGGUCAAAAGUGUGAGUUAAGUGCAAAAGAGGAGGCAAAUAGAGGCACUAGAUCGAUGUCAGCUCCUCCAGAAGAUAGCCGGAUGCGCAAUCCACCUUCCGCAAUGGGUCAAUCCGCCAGUGGACAUUCAACAAACGAGCCCAAACCAAACCAACAGUUUCCAAAUACUUCUAGUUCGUCUAAUGAACAGCAGCCUCAUGUUAGACACAUCCCCAUUUUUGUUGAAGGUAGAGAUGAACCCGUAGUCAAUACAAAUUUAUCCAAUCAACAAUUUGUACAUCAAGAAACAGCUGCACCUUCUACGUCGCAAAAACCUAAAGCAUCUGCGCAUGGCCCAAUAUUUAAUGCUGCACAAAAAUUAACAGAUCCAACUAAACAAAAAAGUGAUUCAGUUCCAGGCAUUGCAAAGCCUCAGCAACCACCUCCGGUGGUUGAUCCUAUAACAAAAAUACAAAACAUCCAGAAGGAUGUUCUGGAACUUAUGUCACAAGUGGAAACAUUUUUUGGAGCUCGUCAAGACAAACAGUACAUAUUUUUAGACGAGAUGCUCACCAGAAAUCUCUUGAAAUUGGAUGAUGUAGACACAGAAGGAAAAGAAAACAUAAGACAAGCUCGAAAGGAGGCGAUAAAAUGUAUCCAGAAAUGCAUAUCUGUUCUGGAAGCAAAAGCUGAUGCCCAUGUAGAAAAAGUAGAAACUUCAACAGAUAAUGCGGAUGUUGUACAAAAGAAUGCUGAAAACUCUGAAUCAACACCACAGGAUUCUAAAGAAGGAAAUGAACUGAGUAAUACUACAAUAAACUCUGAUCAAAAGUCAGAAACCGAGAAAAAUGAAACAUCAGACUCAAAUGAUGAAAGUAAAAAGAAUGGACAGAAUACCUCAGAGAACCAAAGUGUUAAUGCUGAUACCAAACCAGCGACAGAGCCUAUAUGUAAAUCAUAAUUUAGCUCGAAAGAAUAUAUUUUAGAUAAAGAUAUUUACUUAUAUUACUUAAUAUAUAUUUGAUAUAGAUAGAUUUUUAAUUCAUAGUGUGAGAACAUUUCAACAAUUUACCAAUUUAAAGCGCAUAUUUAUAGAAAUUUAAUGAGCUUAUUUUGUAAAUAUAACAAUAAAAUUUUUAGAGAACCAAUUCUCACAUCUAGUUUUAUAUAGCUUUUGUUGCCAUGAUAUUCGAGUAUUGCACUGAAGAUGGGAUAAAUUUCCCAUGUUUUUAUUUGAGGUCGUUAUUUGAAUGUUCAGGUCUACAAUUUAACAUUGAUCAUAGCAUUAUCGUGUGUCACUAAACUUUUCA
Ctenocephalides felis (cat flea) is the source of this 1998-nucleotide messenger RNA. It is a transcript of the gene stv, whose product is annotated as BAG domain-containing protein Samui. Gene Ontology annotation, biological process: protein stabilization. The transcript has 3 exons. Lineage: Eukaryota; Metazoa; Arthropoda; Insecta; Siphonaptera; Pulicidae. Gene Ontology annotation, cellular component: membrane; nucleus; cytoplasm. Bases 150 to 1649 code for a protein of 499 amino acids. Gene Ontology annotation, molecular function: adenyl-nucleotide exchange factor activity; protein-folding chaperone binding. The record is from RefSeq and is a predicted model, not a curated record.